AUGGUUCUGUUGUCGAAGAAGAUUAGAAGGAUGUUUGUGUAUUUGGGGUGUGUAGUAAUCUGUGGGGUUUUCUAUUACCAAAUAGCUGGACUCGAUCCAGUUUCUCUCUGGGGUUCACCGAAGGAGAUCUUUAAUGUAAAGUUUGAUUUAGAGGAUACGGAAGUAUUUUCUGAUCUGUUCGACGAAAGUUUAGUUGUGAAUUUUGGAAAGAAGAGGUGUUUAAGUGGUGCUGGGGUAGUAGAGAUGUGCUGGACUAAGAGCAAGUUGUUUUCUGCCACAUCGUUUCAUAAGCAGGCGGUAGUGCGUACGAUAAUCAAAAAAAAUAUCUUGGGCCUGAAACAAGCACGUUGGUUUGGAAUAUCAGAGUAUUUAUUCUACGAUUCAAUUAGUUUUAAGACUUUGGCGGUUUAUUUUUCCAAGGGACUGUUGAAAGGUAGUUUAGGGGUCUUUGAUAUAUCGAAGGAACAGCUGGCUGGUUCAAAAAGGGUGGAUGAUCUAUACGUCAAGAUUGGCGAGUGGGAUAUCGCGAUGGCGGGUAAUGGGGAGUAUGUUAGUGGUAUAAAUGUGCUAUUUGGUGAAGAUUGUGUGGAUCCUCGGGUAAAUUGGAAUCUAGAAAAGGGUUGGAAGUUGGCAGAUCGAUACUAUCCAAGUUAUUUAUCAAUCAAGAGAAUUCAGGUUAGAAAGGGUACGCCGGGCGUUGAUUUGCGAGUCAAUGAAGAAGGCAAUUUUAAGGUCGUCCAGUUGGCAGACUUGCAUUUUGGCGUUGGAAAGGGUGAAUGCAAAGAUGAAUUCCCAACCACGGAGAACUGUGAAGCAGACCCUAAAACGUUAAACUUCGUUGAAACAGUUUUGGAAAUAGAAAAUCCAGAUCUUAUAGUCUUCACUGGUGAUCAGAUUGAGGGUGAAUGGGAGCAAGACUCCGAAACAGCGUUGUUGAAGGCACUAGGCCCUGCUAUCAGACGAGGAAUACCAUAUGCCGUGAUAUGGGGUAAUCAUGAUGAUAGCGGGUCUAUGGAUCGACAGGAACUUUCGAAAUAUGUAUACCAACUACCUUACUCGCUUUUUAAAAUUAAUCCCAGAGAUGGAUUGCGUAAUGAUUUUGGUUUUGGUAAUUACGUCCUCCAAGUGGACGACCGGGAUGGGAGCCCAGCAAUCACUUUUUACUUUUUGGACAGUCAUAAAAGAUCACCUAAUCCUAAGGUUUAUUUUGGUUAUGAUUGGAUCAAAGAAGAACAAUUGAACUAUUUGGAAGAAUAUUAUACAAAGAAUCUUGCUGAUAAGCAUACGGAUUUGUCUAUGGCCUUUAUCCAUAUUCCGCUUCCUGAAUACCUAAAUUUUCAAUCAGUGCGUAACGAUGAACAGCAAAAUGAAAAAAUAGGAUCAUUUAAAGAGGGAAUUACAGCUCCCCGGUAUAAUUCUGGCACUGCAGAUGUGCUAGUCAAGUUGAAGGUUUCAGCUGUGAGUGUUGGGCAUGACCAUUGUAAUGACUACUGUUUAGAGACUGACUUCUUAUCCCAUAGUGACAGUUUAUGGCUCUGCUAUGGCGGUGCAGUCGGAGAACGUGGGUAUGCAGGAUAUGGUGGAACUGAACGUCGCAUAAGAAUAUUCGAAUUUAAUGCUAAGAAGAAAGUAAUCAAUACUUGGAAGAGAUUACACGGUUCGCCUGAUAGAAAAUUUGAUUUUCAAAUUAUCCACGAUGGUUAUACAGAUACUGCUUAA
Molecule: messenger RNA, 1719 nt
Organism: Eremothecium cymbalariae DBVPG#7215
Lineage: Eukaryota; Fungi; Ascomycota; Saccharomycetes; Saccharomycetales; Saccharomycetaceae
Gene: DCR2
Product: phosphoprotein phosphatase
Exons: 1
Coding region: 1-1719 (572 amino acids)
Cellular component (GO): cytoplasm
Molecular function (GO): phosphoprotein phosphatase activity
Source: RefSeq, a predicted model, not a curated record